Molecule: messenger RNA, 462 nt
Organism: Knipowitschia caucasica
Lineage: Eukaryota; Metazoa; Chordata; Actinopteri; Gobiiformes; Gobiidae
Source: the annotation of a GenBank genome assembly
AUGAGGAGUGCAGAUCUUCUCCCGCACAACGACGGUUUUACAGUACCUUUCAGUCACGUAGAGGCACACUCCUCCUCCCCGCGACUUCCCGGUGAUUUCCUGGUCCCGGUCCAGUCUGUAUGGAGCUCCAAAGCCCCUCACCGAGAGAUCCUCAUCUCGAUCGGUGUCCGUAAGCCAAGACUCCGUAAAGACGAGAAGACAGGCAUUGGUGAUCUCCUGUCUCACCGUGGCCCAAGCUUCCAGCUCGUCCAGCUUGUUACGGAGAGAUUGCGCGUUCCCAAGCAGGAUGGAUGGGAGCGCGGGCAUCCGUCGGCGGUCCUGGAGGCACAAGCGCUUCAAUCUCCGGUGGACACCUCCUCGUCUUCCCCUUUUGCGGCGUACGUGUCGAGCCGCCGUAUUGCGAAGCUCCGGUGGGAUGUCUGGCGGUGGAUCCGCGGCCCGCUCAGAGAACCGGAGCUGUAG